UCAUUACAGCCGCCCCUUAAUGCCCCCGCGUUCCCGCCCGCAGAGCCCCCCGAACUUCUGCAGCUCCUCAGGCAGCAGCUGAGGAGCAGCCGAGCUGUUAGCCUGUUAGCUUAGCGCAGCUCGCCUGCACUGGCCUGAGAGCGAGCAGAGGGGUUAGCCAACCCGCUAACACGGAGAGGUUACACUGUCUCCCCGGGAGAUUUACGUUAAGUUACCCUCACAGCGGUUAUUUACCCCAGCCCUCUGCCGCUGCCCCCGCCUCACCCGGACCCCUAGCUAAAGCUCUCCUCCUGUAGUAGACUGGUACACUGUUAGCGGGCUGAGGAGACCAGCUCAGGGCUCAGAGCUCAGGCUUGCCUGCCUGCUAGCUAGCUAACUCUGGAUGGCUAGGGUUUGAAUGGACUGUCCAUGGACGUGACAGUUUUGGGGUAAGGACAGCAUCACCUCCUGUCACACAGCAACUGGUGGUGGAUCACAAUGCAACAAGUCCUAGAAUAUGCAUUGGAUCGGGCUGAGUACAUCGUCGAAAGUGCUCGACAACGACCGUCUAGGAGAAGGGUCUCUUCAAGUGGGAGGAAGUCGUUAUAUCAGAAACUGUAUGAAUUGUACAUUGAAGAGUGUGAAAAAGAGCCAGAGUUGAAGAAACUUAGGAGAAAUGUGAAUCUACUAGAGAAGCUGGUGUCACAGGAGUCGGUCUCGUGCCUGGUGGUCAACCUGUACCCUGGGAAUGAAGGAUACUCAUUGAUGCUCAGAGGCAAAAAUGGAUCUGAUUCUGAGACAAUUCGGCUUCCGUAUGAAGAAGGAGAGUUACUGGACUACUUGGAUGCUGAGGAGCUACCUCCUAUCCUGGUGGACCUUCUUGAAAAAUCACAAGUGAACAUAUUUCACUGUGGCUGCGUGAUCGCAGAGGUCCGAGACUAUCGACAGUCUGGGAAUGCCAAAAUGCCCUCUUAUCAGAGCCAUCAUGUACUGCUGAGACCCACUAUGCAGACCCUGAUCUGUGAUGUUCAUGCCAUGACAAGUGAUCACCACAAGUGGACACAGGAUGACAAACUGCAGCUGGAAAGUCAGUUGAUCCUGGCCACAGCAGAGCCUUUAUGUCUGGACCCCUCCGUUUCAGUCUCCUGCACCGCUAACCGUCUGCUCUACAACAAGCAGAAGAUGAACACACGCUCUAUGAAACGGUGUUUUAAGAGGUACUCACGAGCAGCUCUAAACCGGCAGCAGGAGCUGGCCCACCUCCCCACGCCGCCCCAGCUCCGACUGCUUGACUACCUUCACAAAAGAAAAGAUAGGAAAUCAACGCCUAGUGUGGACCUCAAAAUCUCCAAGGCUGGCAAUUGUGUGGACAUGUGGAAACAGAAUAACUGCCAGCUUACUGCCCCAGCAGAGGUCGAUGUGGAAAGAUAUGCUGUAGUGGAGAAGGCAAUCAAACUAGAGGAUUCUCAGCCUACGCAAGUUUGGCCUGCGCAGGAUGUGAAAGACGACUACACUUUUGAGUGUGAAGUAAGUGGCCAGCCUCAGAGGACAAAGAUCACCAUCUUCCAGUCUACAGGAGACCCGUUGGUGUAUGGGAAAAUUUACAGCGCCAAAGACCCUAAAGCAGAUGAUGAAAUUUCAGAUCUGCACCUCAUUCACCCGCAAUUCCUCCUCGGUUCAAAGGUAGAUGCAGAACGGUUUCUGGCUCAGUAUAAGGAAGUUUAUGAGACAGAUGUAAAGUGUGAAGUGAAGAUAUUGCACAACUCCAGUAGUGUGGGAGCCCCGGGCCAGCUCUCACCUUCCAGGGAGGCAGAGAUGGAUGGAUUCUCACCAUUGGUCCAGUCGUCAGUGCUGGGGAAGGGAGUGAAGCACAAACCUCCCCCCAUUAAACUGCCCUCUGGCUCUGGCUCCACCACCAGCUCCUCAGGUAAUCCCUACAAUACUCAAGCCCCCAGUGGCCAUUUAAAGUGCCCAACUCCGCCGCCCAAUAAAGGUCCGUCUCUGUCACGGAAACACUCCAUUGAGUUAGGCCAGGUUGGCCUGCUGUCCCCUGCUGCACUCUCCCCCAUGCAGAGAUCAGGAACACCCAAGCCAUCCACACCCACCCCAACCAACACACCCUGUUCUACACCGCAUCCAACAGACGUUCAGGGCGCCACACCCUCAGUGACGCCCACCCCCCAGGACACAGCCAUGUCCCAGCAGCCGGCGCUGCUUGCACCCUUUACCCAGCAGCAGAUGGCCCUGCCUGUAAUGACCAUCCCCCUGCCCACCUCAAUCAGUACAGGCACCACCUCGUCCCAGGUUAUGACGAACACCGCGGGGCUGAACUUCAUCAACGUGGUGGGCCCUGUCUGCAGUCCGCAGACUUUAAUGACUGGCUCUAACCCGAUGUUGGGCUGUAGUCCUGGGACACUGGCACCUGGAAUAAACCUGAGUGGAAUUUUACCUCCUGGAGGCCUAAUGUCCGGCACACUGCCUGCCAUGCAGCCUGCAGCUCCUGCAGGUGGUCCUUUUGGCCUAAACAAUGCCCAAGGUUUGCGGCCACUCAAUCUUCUACAGAUCCCUGGUACACCACUCAUCUUUAACUCUUUGCAGCAGCAGCAGCUUUCGCAGUUCUCCCCGCAGCAGCAGAGCAGCCAGUCUGCAACCUCCAGCCCACAACAACAGGGGGAGUCGACUGAACAGGGACUGACUGCAGAACAGGGUCUUGCCGCACAACAGACCGCUGUCAUCAACCUCACUGGGGUGGGGGGAUUCAUGUCUCCGCAGACAGCAGUGCUGUCCCAGCUGGGUUGUGGUCUGGAGGGCUCUGGGUCCAGCCUGCCAUCCCCGAGGCUCCAGCAGCAGCACCAGCCACAGAUCCAAUUGCAAUUCUUGCAACAUCAAAUGCAGCAGCAGCAGCAAAUGGCUAUGGCGGCGGGAGCGGGAGCUCAGGCAGCGCUGCCACGGCAACAUUCCGCCAACCAACCAAGAAGUAAGAGGAAACGCAGCACGCCUCAGCCCCUCCCCAAAUCAUGACUACGGACUCAUCCACUCAUCCAGGACACGCCCUUAAUGAGGAAGACACUGUGCUUGGUCAGCAUUUUUCCUGACUGACUGUGACUACCACCCAUUCUUUUCCUUUCCUUCUUUUUGUUUUUCUUUUCACUGACUUUAUAGCUGAGGACAUGGUGUAUCCACUUGACUUCAGGCCAAAUGAGUGUACUUUUGAACAAGGAUUUUUAGAGCUUGGAACAUUUAUUUAAGAUCAUAUUUUUUUUAAAGAAAGAGAUAUAAAAUUGAGAAUUCCUUUAGAGUGCUCUAAGGAAUGCUCUCGUUUUCUCCUUCCUGACGUCCCUUUCUGUGGGAGCCCGCUCACCCAAGAAUGGAGCAUUCUGAAGACAGCUGAAGAACAUGUUCUAAAGAGAGUCCUACAGACGUGCCUCAAACUCCUGCUGGUGAA
This is a messenger RNA of Astyanax mexicanus (Mexican tetra), 3424 nucleotides long. It is a transcript of the gene supt20h, whose product is annotated as SPT20 homolog, SAGA complex component. The transcript is spliced from 24 exons. Lineage: Eukaryota; Metazoa; Chordata; Actinopteri; Characiformes; Acestrorhamphidae. Gene Ontology annotation, biological process: regulation of transcription by RNA polymerase II. Gene Ontology annotation, cellular component: SAGA complex. The coding region runs from base 478 to 3000 and encodes 840 amino acids. The record is from RefSeq and is a predicted model, not a curated record. Gene Ontology annotation, molecular function: transcription coregulator activity.